Amorphotheca resinae ATCC 22711 is the source of this 2451-nucleotide messenger RNA. RefSeq lists its product as hypothetical. The record is from RefSeq and is a predicted model, not a curated record. The transcript is spliced from 4 exons. Gene Ontology annotation, molecular function: DNA replication origin binding; 3'-5' DNA helicase activity; single-stranded DNA helicase activity. NCBI's taxonomy places the organism in Eukaryota, Fungi, Ascomycota, Leotiomycetes, Helotiales, Amorphothecaceae. Gene Ontology annotation, biological process: double-strand break repair via break-induced replication; DNA replication; DNA replication initiation. Bases 89 to 2248 code for a protein of 719 amino acids. Gene Ontology annotation, cellular component: nucleus; MCM complex.
GUCCGGCUUCAUAUUUCCUCAACUCCCCCGACUCCUCCACUCCCCCCCUUACUACCAAUCUAUACCAGCCGAAGAGACAAAAUUCAAGAUGGAUCGUCAAUCUGUAUACUCGUUGAGCGUGCUGCCGCCAGAUUACGACACCACUGAAGAUACUCGUGGCCAGGUCCAGGCCCAACUGGAACAGUUUCUUCUCCAGUUUCGACUCGACAACGCCUUCAUCUACAGAGACCAGAUCCGCGAGAAUGUUCUCCUCAAACAGUACUAUUGCGACGUCGAUGUUGGACAUCUCAUCUCUUUCAAUGAAGAGCUCGCCCACAGACUCGUCACUGAGCCCGCAGAGAUCAUCCCUCUUUUCGAAAGCGCCCUGAAGAGAUGCACAAUGCGAAUUGUUUACCCCUCACAGAAGGACAUCGUGCUUCCAGAACACCAGUUGCUACUCCACUCAAAUGCGGGAGAGAUAUCAAUUCGAGAUCUCGAUGCGAUGACGAUCUCGCGGCUCGUUCGAGUUCCUGGUAUUGUCAUCGGUGCCUCGGUUUUGUCCUCAAAAGCAACCGCACUACACAUUCAAUGCCGUAACUGUCGCCAAACAAAAGUUUUACCUGUCGCUGGUGGUUUUGCAGGGGUUUCCCUUCCUCGGGUAUGCGAUAGACAAAGAAUGCCCGGAGAGGACCAAUGCCCCAUGGACCCAUAUGUCGUCGUUCACGAAGCGUGUCAAUUCGUUGAUCAACAGAUCAUCAAGCUCCAGGAGGCUCCAGAUCAAGUCCCUGUUGGAGAACUGCCAAGGCACGUUCUCAUCUCAACAGACCGAUACUUGACAAAUCGCGUGGUCCCUGGAUCAAGAUGUACGAUUACGGGUAUUUUCUCUAUUUACCAGAAUAAACAGUCCAAGGGCUCUAAUACAACAUCCGCGGUGGCAAUCCGGACACCAUAUUUGCGAGCAGUGGGCAUCCACAGCGAUGUUGACCACACUGCAAAAGGCAAUGCUAUUUUCUCAGAAGAGGAAGAACAGGAAUUCUUAGAGAUGAGCCGACGACCUGACCUGUACAAUGUCUUUGCAAACUGCAUAGCUCCUUCAAUCUACGGCAAUCAGGAUAUCAAGAAAGCAAUUGCCUGUCUGCUUCUUGGUGGAUCAAAGAAGAUACUUCCUGAUGGGAUGAAGCUCCGCGGGGAUAUCAACGUCCUUCUUCUCGGUGAUCCAGGUACAGCGAAAUCCCAACUGCUUAAAUUCGUCGAGAAAGUGGCACCUAUCGCUAUCUAUACAUCCGGGAAGGGUUCCUCAGCAGCAGGUCUCACAGCCUCCGUCCAGAGAGACCACACAACCCGAGAAUUCUACCUGGAGGGAGGAGCGAUGGUGCUUGCUGACGGCGGUGUUGUCUGCAUCGAUGAAUUCGACAAGAUGCGUGACGAGGAUCGAGUAGCCAUCCACGAAGCCAUGGAGCAACAAACAAUCUCCAUCGCCAAAGCAGGCAUCACCACGAUCCUGAACGCACGAACAUCGGUUCUUGCAGCUGCCAACCCCAUUUUCGGAAGAUAUGAUGAUCUCAAGACACCCGGAGAAAACAUCGACUUCCAGACUACCAUCCUCUCCCGUUUCGACAUGAUCUUCAUCGUGAAGGAUGAGCACGAGCGGGGACGAGACGAGAAGAUCGCGAAAUACGUUAUGAAUGUGCACAUGGGCGGACGAGGACAAGAGGAACAAGCUGAGGCUGAGAUCCCAGUCGAUAAGAUGAAGCGAUACAUUAGUUAUUGCAAAUCUCGAUGCGCACCUCGGCUCUCCCCCGAAGCCGCCGAAAAGCUCUCCUCCCACUUCGUCUCCAUCCGCAAGCAAGUGCACGCCGCCGAGCUAGAAGCCAACGCGCGGUCCUCGAUCCCCAUCACAGUCCGGCAGCUCGAAGCCAUCGUGCGCAUAACCGAAUCGCUCGCCAAGCUCACCCUCUCCCCCGUCGCCACGGAGCAGCACGUCGACGAAGCCAUCCGGCUCUUCCUCGCCAGUACCAUGGACGCCGUGAACAUGGGCUCGAGCCAAGGCAGCAAGGAGCUGAACGAGGAAGUCCACAAGCUCGAGGAGGAGCUGAAGAAGAGGUUGCCGAUCGGUUGGUCCACGAGCUUGGCUACCCUCAAGAGGGAGAUCUGUGAUGGGAAGGGUUAUAGCGAACAGGCUCUCAAUAGAGCACUCGUCGUGCUACAGCGCAGGGAUACUAUCGCUAUUAGAGGUCAGGGCAGCCAGGUUUAUAGGAGUGGCGCUUAGGGAUGCAUGUUGGGGGUUUGCUUUGUGGGAUUGGGUUCUAUAGGUAUGAGGUGUUUGGCGUAGUAGGGAGGGAGGGUAGCUUCGGUUCCUGGAUAGGGGCUGGGAAGAGCAAGAAGGGAGGGAGGGAAGGAGGGAUAUAACGAUGCAGUCACAGUACAGUACAGUAUAGAUAGUCACAGUAAUGAUGAAAAGUAUAACGGUCC